Corylus avellana is the source of this 1274-nucleotide messenger RNA. Its product is annotated as NAD(P)-binding Rossmann-fold superfamily protein. Gene Ontology annotation, biological process: NADH dehydrogenase complex assembly. Gene Ontology annotation, cellular component: chloroplast stroma. NCBI's taxonomy places the organism in Eukaryota, Viridiplantae, Streptophyta, Magnoliopsida, Fagales, Betulaceae. The record is from RefSeq and is a predicted model, not a curated record.
CCUUGAGAGUCUUGCUUGUGCCCAACUUUCCUGCAUUUUCUACCCCAAUGGAUAUUCCUCAAUUCUUGUUUUUCUCCUCUCUUAUCUUGGUUUGUGUUCUGGCCUUUGGAAUGAGUUAAUUUAUAAAUACACUUUCUUGUAUGAAGGAAAGAAAACUCAUGAAUUUGGUUUUCAGAAUUUCUCAGUCCCAGAGGAUGUUUCUGCAUAUGAGGGCUUGGAGCUUCGCCUUAAAGGUGAUGGUCGCAGGUAUAAACUUAUCAUUCGCACUAGCCGCAAUUGGGACACUGUUGGUUAUACAGCAAGCUUCGACACCGUAGCAGACCAAUGGCAGUCAAUACGCUUGCCAUUUUCUUCUUUAAGGCCUAUAUUUCGAGCGCGAACUGUAUCAGAUGCCCCACCUUUUGACCCAACCAGUGUUAUAUCAUUGCAGCUCAUGUUCAGCAAGUUUGAGUAUGAUGGGAAAUUGAAUCCAACUUUUGUGGAAGGUGCAUUUCAGCUUCCAUUAUCAAGCAUUCGGACGUAUAUAAAGGAUCCUAUAUGUUCUAGGUUUGUACAUGUGAGUUCAGCAGGAGUUACGCGACCUGAAAGGCCUGGACUUGAUCUGAGUAAACAACCUCCUGCUGUCCGCUUAAACAAGGAAUUGGGUUUUAUUCUCACAUUCAAGUUGAAGGGGGAGGAUGAAUUACGUGAAAGUGGAAUGCCAUAUGCAAUCGUUAGGCCAUGUGCAUUAACUGAGGAGCCUGCUGGAGCAGAUCUCAUUUUUGACCAGGGAGACAAUAUAACAGGUAAGAUCUCAAGAGAAGAGGUUGCUCGUAUAUGUGUUGCUGCUUUGGAAAGCACAUAUGCUUGUGAUAAGACGUUUGAGGUUAAAAGUGUGAUUCCAUUUAGUGAGCCUUUCACCGUGGACCCGGAAAAUCCACCUCCAGAGAAGGACUACGAUGUAUACUUCAAAACUUUAAAGGAGGGCAUUACAGGAAAAGAAAUCCUGGAACAAAGUCCUGUUCCAGUCUGAUGCUUAAGCAAGAUGUAUACAUCCCUUGGGAGAAAGCGGAGGAGAGGUUUCUAAAGAAGCAUAUAUAUAAGCAUGGAAAGGAAAUAUAAUGUUCUUGAGCUUUGCAUUCAGUUGACGUCUAUGUAUAGAUGAAUCAAAAAAUAGGAUUGUUGAAAAUAACAACUCACAUAAAAAAGGGUUAACGAUUGUACAUUUUCUUUUCAUGUAUGUAUACUUAUGCUUAUUGAGAAAAAUAAAUGGAAGUGAACGCGUUUACAACUCA